AUAUACAAGUGUUGCCAUAUUCGGCAGUGACUAAAUGUGUCACAAAUUGCAGUGAUUUUUCGCAAAUUUAGUAAUUUGUGGACAUUCUGGGAGGUUUCUGUGAUCCCCUGUUUGCAUUUGGGAGUGCAAAAAAGAGUCUUGUGGUGCACAUUUAUCCAGAAUCGGCGGAAAUUGCAUUGGAAGUGGUUAAAAUUGGUGAUUGUGGUGUUACCAGCUGUGAUGAGUCAGUGCUGAUGCCAUCUGCCUCCCAAGAUCCGGGACAGAAUACGUCUGUGGUGGGGCGGUGAUAGAUGGCAGUGGGAGCUCGUGACCCAAUUAUUCCGAUUCGGGAGUUUGGUCAAUUUUAGCUGCUUUUGUGGCUGCGAGAGAGCGAGAAGUUGUUUCCUGGCCAGCCCUGGAUAAUGUGCAUACCCCACCAUUGAGUGUUCCAUUCGCCCCGCUUGCCCGAGAAUGUGCUCCCCGAACUAGGAGGCGUCCGUGAGAAGAAUUGCAUUGCAUAAUCUCGUAAUCCAAGGCGCGACAUUUUGACGUGAGCGAGGUGUGCGCGAUAUGGCCGUGUUUUUGAUCAAUAUUUGCAAAUUCAAUGGAUGCGGGAUCACAUUUCCCAGCCUGGGUGAUCUCAUACAGCACAUCGAGGACACCCAUAUUGAUUACGAUCCAAAGGUGAUUGAACUGAAGGAGCAACAGCAGCCACCAUGCCUCCCACUGAGCUAUGUACUGCGCUUUAUAACGGAUGCUGCUCGCAAGGAGGCGACCUUCCUUGCAAAUCAGGGCGCGGAUAUAAAGCGGAAAUUGGCAACAAAGCACCACAGCUACAGCGCCUCAUCCUCAAAUCGCAGCAACACCCCCACGGGGAGUGAAAUGGAUGACGAAGAGAUGCUUGUAUCUGAAUCUGAGGAUAGCAAUGAUUCCUGGACAACGGAGGAGUUUAGUUCGGAAUUUAUUAUGAGAUAUGGAAGCCGGCAUUCCGGAAAUCAGGGUUCCAGCUCGUUGAACGAGAAGCCAUUCGCUUGUCCCGUGCCGGGCUGCAAGAAACGCUAUAAGAAUGUGAAUGGCAUAAAGUAUCAUUCAAAGAAUGGACACAAAAAAGACGGAAAGGUACGCAAGGGGUAUAAAUGCCACUGCGGUAAGAGCUACAAAACAUCACAGGGUCUCAAGAGUCACACGAUUUUGGCGCACAAUACGGCAAAUGUGGGUGCACAACCGCCGGGAUCUGUGUCACCAACGGGUAGCAAUUGCAGCAAUACGUCCGGGAGUAGCAAUUGCCAAAAUACAAAUAGUUCUGCGGGUGGUGCUACGGCAUCAGGGCAGCAGCAGCAGCAGCAGUCACAGCCAUUGAAUAGCAAUGGAUCCGUUCAAUUGUCACCCACAUCGCCACUUUCGAGUCUCUCAUCAGGUAGUGGUGGUAGCAAUGGGAGUAGUAGUACAUCGCUCAAGAAUAGUUUUGGUUUGAUAACAAUUAAAGCGAAACCCGGAUUAGUUGGGGUGACGAAUAAAUUGGUGAAAAUCGUUCCUGACGCACCCACCAGUAGUUCGGGUGAGAAGGCGGCCACAAAGGCAACCGCAGAUGGUCGAGGUUCCGGUGGGAAUGGGAAAAUGAAUUUACCCGGACUCGUGAAUUUGGGUAUACUCACACCAGCUACCUCACCAAAACCCCACACGCAGCUGCCCACGCAGUCCACGGUGACAAUGCCACAGCCAACGUCUGCCCCAAGUCAAUCGGUGAGUCAAACAUCCCCGGCAAAUGGGGCCACGGGGACGGCUGAGCUGCUCCCCUUGACGCCCAUCAGUCCCAAUAUGAGUGUCAAUUUCACAACUCCAGGUACCAGUAAAAGUACUUCAGAAGAUACGUAGCCUAUACUAAAAACGUUGCUUAUGCGAAAGAAAUAGUAGUUGAUGAAUUAUUUAUUUUUCACUCUCGCGCGUGUACAUAAAACUUGCAUUAUGUCGCGAUAUUUCACUUCACUUCACUUUCUUUCUUCCAAACGCCAGCCUCCCUUCCUCUUUGAAGGCGCGAAUGCAAAAAAAAAUCUUUUUUUUCUUUCACAAUCUUUAAUCGUCAUUUACAAAUAUUAUUAUUAUUAAAACACAAAUACUAUCACAAGUUCCAGAUUUAUAUUAAAAAAAAAAGAAACCACCAAAGAUAUCUUAGGAUAAAAUGAGUGAGGCUAUAUUUUGCAACAAAACAGUGCGUGGUAAGCAAUAUUCUAUGCAAUUUGGCUAAAAUCUCGUGCGCUAAUUUAGCAUAGAUAAUGCGCUUAUAAAUUUCAAUCAGUGAUGAUCAAUAUUUUUUUGUCUUUAAAGAAAUUUGAUAAAAAAUGUACUGGUAAGCUGACCAAGCUUACGGGAGCUGUGUUUCUUUCAGUGUACCAAUUUUGUGAGAGCAAACUAGAACGCAAAUUAAUUUAAAUACGCGCAAAGUCGGGAAAAGUUGAAAAGUCAUACCCUAAGAAAUCUUUGAAACGCCAUAUCUCGGGAACGGCUCCAUAGAUUUUCGAGUUUGAGCUAUCGUUGGAAAGGUCUUAACCUCAACUAUAACAUAUUAAAAUAUGAAGUAAAUCGAUAAUGGAAUUUUCGAAAUAUUCGAGUUCGAAAUUUUCGAAAACUUUGUUUUUGAUUUUAGCGCCUCUCGCGGUCAUUUCUCGAACUUGCAAUGUUCUAGACAUUUGUAAGGUUUCACGAAACCUUUCAUUUGCACUUGAGUUGAUCAAAAUCGGACUUGUAGAACCCGAGAUAUGACAUGCCAACUUUGGAAGGCUAUAUCUCGAGAACGGUGACAUAGAUUUUCUUCAUUUUUGGCAUGGAGCUAGAUAAUAUAGUCAGCUAUAACAUAUCAAAAAAUGAAGCAAAUCGAUAAUGGCGUUUUCGAGAUAUUCAUCGAAAACUCAUCGAAAAUUUUGUUUUUAAUUUUUGGCCCCCUAGCGGUCACUUUUGAAACUUUCGAUGUUCUAGAGAGUUGUAGGGUUUGUUGAGAUCUUUAAUUUGAGCCCGGGUUGAUCGAAAUCGGUCAAGCCGUUUUCGAGUUAUGGUCGAUUUUCGAUGAAAAAUUGUGGCGGCCAUAUUGACUAAACGGCUUGACCGAUUUUCGAAAAUGAGGUAUCGUUGGAAAGCUCUUGAUGGCCCCUACAACAUAUCAAAAUUUCAGCCUCCUAGCUAUAAUAGCGGCUGAGAUAUAGCGAAAACAAAAUUUUGAGGUUAUUCAAAAUGGCGGACGGGGGGGUGGGGGGUAAAAUUUGACGUCAUAAUCGGACGUCUUCCGGUCGAUAUUUAAACUUUGCCGUUUACCGCAAGUCUCUAUCUAUCACCGUUCUCUCGCAAUUUAGCGAUUGAUUCCGGACGGCCGGACGGCCGGCCGGAAAAAAAAUUUUUUGGCGCAUACGUUUUUUGGAAUGUGGGGACCCUAAUUCGUGCUCAUCCCAAGUUUGAGCCCGAUCUGACGACUUUCGAUUUUGCUCGGUACACAAAAGCUGUGUCUGAAAGAAACACAGCUAAAACAUGAUAUUGCUUACGUAGGGAAUCUUGUGGUUGUUUACGCUUUUUUUCUUAUUUUUAUGACAAAAAAAAUUAAAAAUAUUUUCAGCUAUUUAAAGCUGGAUAAAAUUAAUGAAGAAAAACAAAACUUUUAUGUUAUCCCAGUUAAUUUAUAUUAAAAUAUUUAUAUUAAAAAAAAAAAGAAAAUAUAAAA
Molecule: messenger RNA, 3685 nt
Organism: Lutzomyia longipalpis
Lineage: Eukaryota; Metazoa; Arthropoda; Insecta; Diptera; Psychodidae
Product: transcriptional activator GLI3
Exons: 4
Coding region: 550-1854 (434 amino acids)
Cellular component (GO): nucleus
Source: RefSeq, a predicted model, not a curated record